AUGUACAAAGAAGGAGAUUGCCGACCUCUCCUUACCCCUGAGCCUAGCUCGGAGUCUCAACCAGCUCCAAGCAAUAAGAAGGCUCUCCGCAACAUUGAAAAUGUGACAGUCCCUGAAACCGCAACGUACGGAAGGAACAUAACCUGCGCGGGCGCCUACAUCCUCGUCAUGUCCCAGAUGAUCGGCUGCUCUAUAUUCGCAACGCCUGGCAGCAUUGUUCGAUCGACCGGGAGCGUUGGCGUUACUCUCUUGUUGUGGGUAGUCGCUGCAAUUGUCAGGGCUUGCGACCUGGGAAUAUAUACAGAAUAUGGAUGCAUGCUACCACGCUCCGGUGCUGAUAAAGUCUAUCUCGAGUUUACAUACCGUCGCCCAAGAUUUCUUGCCUCCACCUUAUUUGCAAUUGCAUCCGUUGCUCUGAGCGUGUCUGCGACGAAUUGCAUUGUCUUCGGACAGUACAUGUUAUUUGCUCUCGGGAUGGAACCAACGGUUGCCUCCCAAAGGGGAUUUGCGGUCGGUCUCCUUCUAGCAGUAUGUAUAAUACACGGAUACUUUUUAAAACUCGGCAUCCGGAUCCAAAACUUCCUCGGGUGGGUGAUUAUAUCCAUCGUCGCUUUUAUGAUAUCCACUGGCCUCUAUGUCGUCCUUUUCCAAAAACGCCCAACCAUCGCAGGAUCCCCUGAACUACUCUCUUGGAGUGGUAUAUGGGAAGGAUCCAAUUGGGAGUUUGGUGUCCUUGCCACCUCUAUGUUACAGGUUUCUAGUUCAUUCUCUGGCUUAUGUACUACGAAUGUCGUGCUCAACGAGGUCCAAAACCCGGUCAGAUCUGUCAAGGUCGUGGGACUAUUAGCAUUUGUGACCGUCUGCAUUCUGUAUGCGCUCAUAAAUGUGGCUUAUUUCAUGGUGGUGCCAAUCGAGGAGAUAAAAAGAAGUGGACAGUUAGUAGCAGCAUUGUUUUUUGAGCGUGUUUUUGGCCCGGGAUUUGGGAAAACCGUCCUUCCUCUCCUUGUUGCAAUAUCUGCUGCUGGGAAGGUCAUGGUCACUGUCUUUACUUCGGCACGAAUAAACCAGGAGAUAGCAAGGCAGGGCUUUCUCCCAUUUUCUCGCUAUCUUUCCUCCUCAGAACCAUUCAAUACCCCCCUGGGAGGAGUGGUUGUCCAUUUAAUCCCGUCUAUGCUUACUAUAUUACUCCCUCCUCCGGGGGACAUAUAUAACUUUAUUCUUGAUGUUCAGGGGUAUCCUGGUGAAUUUUUCGGCAUUGCCAUCACAUUUGGUAUUAUUCUGCUAAGAUGGAGGCGACCGGAACUACUGAGGCCAUUUAAGACAUGGCUACCGAGUGUGUGGUUACGGCUAGUGGUUGGCUUUUUACUUAUCAUUGCUCCCUUCUUUCCUCCACAUAACGGACAAGGGGAUGUGCACUUUUUCUAUGCUACAUAUGCCAUCGUUGGCGUGGGCAUAAUCGUUCUAUCGGUUGUCUACUGGUGGAUUUGGACCGUUGUCAUUCCUAAUCGGAAUGGCUAUCAGCUUGAAGAAGAGGUUGAAAUUCUUCCAGACGGGACAACAAACUGGAUACACGGUCCUGACGAGGAGUUCUAUCAUAUUAUACACAUCCCUACGCCUUUGGAAUACCAGGCAGCAUCCUUUAGGUCUGCAUGA
Messenger RNA from Microsporum canis CBS 113480, 1653 nucleotides. RefSeq names its product high-affinity methionine permease. The transcript has 4 exons. Gene Ontology annotation, cellular component: membrane. Gene Ontology annotation, biological process: amino acid transmembrane transport. NCBI's taxonomy places the organism in Eukaryota, Fungi, Ascomycota, Eurotiomycetes, Onygenales, Arthrodermataceae. Bases 1 to 1653 code for a protein of 550 amino acids. The record is from RefSeq and is a predicted model, not a curated record. Gene Ontology annotation, molecular function: L-amino acid transmembrane transporter activity.